This is a messenger RNA of Labeo rohita (rohu), 826 nucleotides long. RefSeq lists its product as uncharacterized. The transcript has 7 exons. NCBI's taxonomy places the organism in Eukaryota, Metazoa, Chordata, Actinopteri, Cypriniformes, Cyprinidae. Bases 86 to 826 code for a protein of 246 amino acids. The record is from RefSeq and is a predicted model, not a curated record.
GUUGUGUUUUGAUGCAAUAUCUGACACUGAUGUUGACCUCUUGACAUCAGCCCUGGGGAGAAGAAAGACUGUGGGCUAUUUGACUAUGGAGGAUGGAGCCCUGUCCGAUGAAAGUGUGCAGAAGAUCCUGAAAACUCUUAGUGGGCAAACAUCAGUGGGUAACAUUCGACUGGUGGUGAGGAGCAUCAGCAACGCCAAUGUUGAUUUAACUAUGAACUUCCUUGUAAAAGAGAUGAUGGGAAGAAGUUUCAGUGUAUGUGUUGCCUGUCAAGCUGAAAACAUAGACAAGAGUCUUUGCUCAGAGUUCACAAUGGCAAGCAAAAUAAUUCUAUCUGGUUUACUGUUGGGCAUUCAGAAGGGCAUCAGGGUGAAGUCUCAGAGAAACAUGGUGUUUGUUAUUAUCAGGGUUUUUCAAAAAUAUCCUUUGGCUUUUUCUCCUUUCUCUUUAAUACCUAUGACUGAUUUCCUCAAAACAUCCAAUACCCUCAAAUGCUUCUCAGAGAUGAAAAACACUGAGUUUGAUGUGAAUGUGGAUUCACUGCUGUCUUUCCUAAGUUGUGUUCCUGGUUUAACUGAGGUGGACAUACAUGCUGAGUAUCUCACAGAUAUUUGGACUUCUAGGAUUCUGUCCUACCUUCAAGUCAAACCAAAGAUUUCUCACAUAAAGUUUCUGGUGAGCAAUCUCUUGAUUAGUGAUGAGGAAAGUGUCUGUUCAACCUUUUCAGUCUUUAGAAAGCCAUUUGAAGCGUACAAGAUGCAUGCCAGUGAAAGAAAAAAUCCAUCAUUGAGUCUUUCAAUGGACAGAUGGGCUUAUGAUACUGUGUAA